Molecule: messenger RNA, 2510 nt
Organism: Liolophura sinensis
Lineage: Eukaryota; Metazoa; Mollusca; Polyplacophora; Chitonida; Chitonidae
Exons: 7
Coding region: 88-801 (237 amino acids)
Source: RefSeq, a predicted model, not a curated record
GUGAGUCCAAGCUCGAAGAACGUGUUGUUGAUUACAUGUUCGUGCCAAUCAGGCUUCAAACAACGGACCCAAGCUACACCUGACACGAUGAUGAAAAGCUGGAAACACGGCGACCACAACCAUGAGCCUCAUCAUGGAAUGGAGCACCCUAAGAAGGGUCAUGAGAAAUGGCCUGAGCACGAUAAAUGGCCCGGACAUGGAAAGUGGCCAGGAAAGAAAAACGAUCUGAAAUGGGAGAAAUGGCAAAAAAUGAGCACACAGAAGACUAGUGAAGCUCCUGCCAUGGAGGAACCAAGGCUACCAGACGAAUCCGGAUGGUAUAUGCCGACACCAUCAAACCACAAAAACGACAACGCGUUAUCAGCCCGUACCGGUGCCAUGCUUACAGGCUCAGCAGUGGGAAUCUUUGUCCUUGGCCUUGUGCUUAUUCUUCUCAUGGCCAUCUAUUACCGAAAGAGGAAACUCCUAGCAAGACGCCAACGCUCUCUGGCACAAGCCCAGCAGAACCUCUAUAUAUCAGGAAUGAGAUUUAACGAUGGUGGCCUGGACAACCCGACCUAUGUGGUACCCUUAAACCAGGAAGAGAAAAAGAUUCCCCUUGAUGUGUCCACCAUGGUAUCUGCUGGUGACUACCCGGCUUUGCUCCCACCAAGCUAUCAGGAGGCCAUCGACCAAUCCACUCUCCCGCCCACCUACUCUCUUGACCCGGAUGAUCAUCCUGAAGAAGUUCCUGUCUUGCGCAGGCUGUCCAUUACCUUACCAGAAGAAACAGCAAAGGAAAGAACCGACCAAGACUGCUAGAUGUCACAAAAACUACUUCUUAAAAUGCGUAAUAUAUAACCUAUCAAAAUGAAAAGCAACGCUGUUUAAUUCAGGUCAUAUUAAACAAAUAAAUGGCCUGACCAUCUUCAGAAAUUUGAAGCCUUGCUUGAGGAAAUUUGGGUCUUGUAUUCUGGAAAAAGCAGAAAAUAUUUUUCAAGGCUUCUUGGCGUGUACAAAAAAAACAUAUCGGUCAUGAAGUGCGUAAUAUAUAACCAAGAAAGCUAAAAAAAUGAGUCCAAACCUUUUCAACAAUACACAAAGAAAAGUGUGAACUUCAGAAAUUCUUUACGUUAUUUGUCUAUAGGUAGGUAGAUAGAUAAUAUACUUGUAAAGAAAGACCAUUGGUACUUUUACACAGGGCCUAUUAGGUAAUAUGUUUUAUUUCCUCGAUGCACCAUUAUCCCUGUCAGUUUUAUGCAUAUGACCAUAGCAGGGGUUUAUUAAUGUGUACAUUUUUGUCAGCUUUUGCACUUGUAUGAGUGUAGAAUGCUAUGGCACUUACUGUAUGGGUAAGUAACAAGACUUGAAAACGUUUUCUUGUGUAGUAGAGUCAUUUAUAUUAUUUUGAAAUCUCUAGUAUUUGUAGUGUUUCCUUGCGUACAUGCUUCCUGCCUUUGACUCUAUCGAUGGGAGUGUAUAUUUUUUUCUGACAUUAUAAGGCAGUAGUCAGAUAUUUACCAUAGCAGACUACUUCUGUGAUGCAUCAUGUGUUGCCUAAUAAUACUGUCUCAGCUGCAUAUAGACCAGUGAAAUAGACUCGAUAUCAAUUAUUGCGACCGUAUUCGAGCCUCCAAAACCUGGAUUUACUCAUGUAUCAUUUAACAUGAAUAAUACCUAGAACUUUACAUUGCUAUUAUUGUUUACACUUUGCAGUGGGUUAACUCCUGCUUGAGUUCAUAGUGUUAUCAACACCAGAUAUAUUUCAAAGUAUUUUAAAAUUGAUUAUUAAGUUUCAAUCUUUCUAUCGUUGUAAAGUGAUGCCAUGUUUUCACUUUGGGUUUUUAAUCAAGUGUUUCUUGAGAAUCUCUGAAGCUGAAUAGUUUUCGAAAAGUUCCCUGCAAUGGAUGGGGUGUUUAACAAUGUUGCUGGAUUGAUAAAAUAUACCCACGUCAUUGAAACUGGGAAGUCUUGUACAUUGGUACAAGUAUAGGUGAAGGAAAAGGAAAACCUGUUCAUCGGGUUUGUACUGUGAUAAACGCUUGCAAUAAUACGGCUUUUGCCUUUGACUGUUUGAUACAUUUGUGUAAAAAUUAGGUAUACUCGGAGUCUACAAUCGAAGUGGUUUUACGUAACGUUGACAUGAUGGUGAACAACCAUGUGUGGGCGUUGAAGCACUGCAUACUAUAUUGUUGCUCUCCUAUUCUUUAUUGUUGAUGUUUUAUUCCGAGUUGAACUUUUAAUUUCAGUCUGAGUAGCUGUGUUUGUGCUAUUCCACCUACUUGUGUAUAUAACGAAGUAUGGAUUAUGUGUACAGAUAUCGAACAAAAGAUAACGUAUACAUCGAAUCUCAGUGUCCUAUUUCUAUUGAGGGAUAUCUUUAUUCAUAUAAUACAUAACGGUUAUACCAAUAGUUUUGUAACAGGUGUAUAUCUUUUCCUCCUUUGUCUCAUUCAAUAAAAUGUUUCUAAUCUAACAUUUUCUGUUUUCAUAUUUAUAUAUGAAUUGGUUUUAAGCCAUAAUAAUCCAUA